UUUAAUCAAAAAUUAAAAAAAAAAAUUAAAGUGUGGUAACUACAUCAUCUGUUUAUUUUUGUUAUUCUGCUGUGAAUUCAUUCCACACGUGUUUUGAUUGUAGAGCGUGUGUAAAAUAAUGCAAAAUACAUUGUCAGUAUAUUUUACUUUCUUUGCCCAAGGAAUUUGUUUAUGAAAUGGAAUUAUUUACUAUAAAUCGGUACACCGGCGACCAGCCGGAUCAAGCUAAGAAAAAUGAAGAAGCCAUUCUGCAGAAAAUGCUCCAAAAGGUGGAGAACCGAAAGAGAACUAAAAGCACUGCUCGACUUCUGGAUUCGCAAGAAAAAGAAGAAGAGAAGGCAAACACCACUGUUAAAGAUGUUGCAAUUGAAAGCGUUUAUAUUGCCGGGCCAGAAGAAAAUAGUUUCAAUAAUACAACUAAUGCUGAUAAAGAUGUUGACCCUGUCGCCGAUGAAACCACAAACGAAUCUAGCCAUUUCCAAGUUCUUGGCGAAGAUGUAGACGAUAGUAAACCUAAAAAUGUUAAUAUGGUGCUACCUUCUUGGCUGGCACAUCCCACAAUCAUUUCCACAACCGUCGCACCAAAAAGUGAUGCAACGGAUGACGAAUCAUCUAUAAGUAAAUUGCGAUAUUUGGCGCCACAUAUUCGACACUCGCUCAAAGAAAUGCAAGUAUCACGUUUGUUUCCAGUGCAAACAGCUGUGAUACCCUGGUUACUAGAAGCUCAUGGGAAACCACCACCAUUUCGACCACGAGACAUUUGUGUUUCUGCGCCGACUGGUAGUGGCAAAACAUUAGCCUUCGCCAUACCUGUUGUACAGUUAUUAGCUGAUCGGGUGGUGCGUAAAAUUCGCGCAUUGGUUGUACUCCCCGUUGCCGAAUUGGCUUUGCAAGUUUUUAAAGUAUUCAAAAAGUUAUGUGAAAAAACCGAUUUGAAUGUUUGUCUACUAUCCAAAACAUUUCCUUUCGCUCAAGAGCAAGAGAAGCUUGUGGAGUGUUAUAGAGGACAAUAUUACUCAAAAGUCGAUAUUGUUGUAACAACACCAGGGCGAUUAGUUGAUCAUCUACACGCCACAAAAGGGUUUUGCUUAAAAGCUCUUCAAUUUCUUGUUAUUGACGAAGCUGAUCGUAUAAUGGAUGCUGUUUUUCAAAAUUGGCUUUAUCAUUUGGAUGAACAUGUACGUACUACAUCUGAUCAACUACUUUCAGGCAGGGCAGCGCCACUUUGUUUUCGGGAAUUGGAGGCUUCUUAUGGUGUGCAACCGCAUAAGUUGCUAUUCUCUGCAACGCUUUCACAAGAUCCGGAGAAACUACAAAAUUUAAGAUUAUUCCAACCCAAGCUAUUUACUUCUGUGCUUGCUAAUUUAACGAAGUUUCAAGAGAAGUUUGCCGAUGCUACUAACAAUGAGGAAUUAAGACGUGGCGAAUUCAUAGGCAAAUAUACAACGCCUGCCGAGUUGACCGAACGUUAUUGCAUUACAGAAAAUCGAAUAAAGCCAUUAACACUUUUCGCUCUAAUAAACGAAAAUGAAUGGACAAAAUUCCUUUGCUUCACCAACAGUGCGGAGUCAUCGAAUAGAUUGGCUUUUGUGUUAAAAUCUUUAUUCCAAAAUAAGCUGGUUAUUGGCGAAUUGAGCGCAUCCAUUAGUCCGAAAGAACGCGCAAAUGUGUUAAGUCAGUUUGCACGUGGAAGCGUUCAUGGCCUGAUAUGCUCAGAUGCGCUUGCUCGUGGUAUUGAUAUACCAGAUGUCGAUGUAGUUAUUUCUUACGAUUUGCCCAGACACAUAAAAACCUAUAUACAUCGCAUUGGACGUACGGCGCGUGCUGGCAGUCAGGGUACAGCAGUAACGAUGUUAACACAAAAGGAGCUGCAGCAAUUCAAUCAUUUACUCACGGAGGUGGGUAAGGUUUUGACUAAUGAAAUAACGGUGAAAACCAAUCAUGAGGCAGAAUACGCCAAGCCUUAUACAUUAGCGCUUCAAGAACUCCGUAGAAAAUUGGAGCAAGAUAAACGUUUGCAACUAAUGCGUAAGGAACGUGCCAAGGAUAAUGCCAAAUUCAAAGCUAAGGAUCCAUCAAAACUAUCUGUUAUGGAAAAAUUGCAAAUGCAGGCAUUCACACAAGUCGGCGAUAUUGCAUUGAAUAAGGAAGAAAGCCAAAAUCAGAGAAACAACCAGAAAAGUAAAUUUGUUAAACGCACGAAGUUUAAUGCAAGCGCGGGCAAAACUAAAGAGAUACAAAAAUAAAAUACUUAACAAAAGGA
This is a messenger RNA of Ceratitis capitata (Mediterranean fruit fly), 2263 nucleotides long. It is a transcript of the gene Dbp73D, whose product is annotated as probable ATP-dependent RNA helicase Dbp73D. The transcript is spliced from 5 exons. Gene Ontology annotation, molecular function: nucleic acid binding; ATP binding. The coding region runs from base 177 to 2246 and encodes 689 amino acids. The record is from RefSeq and is a predicted model, not a curated record. Gene Ontology annotation, cellular component: nucleus. NCBI's taxonomy places the organism in Eukaryota, Metazoa, Arthropoda, Insecta, Diptera, Tephritidae.